AUGCCGUUUCUGCCUGUCGCAUCGUUCUGAAGUUCGGAUCCCGGCAAACUUCACGUUUCGGGAGAUUGUAUGUCUUCUUCCAAGGGCGAGGUGGAGCCAACAGGGACCUCCGGGAAGGAAUCACGAAAAGAUUCCAUGAGGCGGUCAUCUACUGCCACGCAGGGGUGGUCGAACCAUUCGAGGUCGAAAUGGUUCAUCGACUGGUGUUGUGGAGACGCUUCCAACCCCACUGCGCAGCCAUGUGGUCCUGUCAUCUUCAUCGAUGACAGCAGAAGGCGUAGAGUGCUUGGUGCCGUCUUGCGGUGGGAGGACGCAAAGGGGGGCCGACGACAUUUCUAUAUGCAGAAAGUUUAUGGUGCCAAGGGCAACGUCGUUGCCUAUUCGAAAGGGACGUUGUUGGACCUCGAAUUGUGUGAGGUGUUCGGAGCGGGUGCUGUGAACACCCCGUUCUACAGAGAACUUGUUCUCGGGGGCGGUUUUGUUUUGGCGGGUGAAUUUUUCGACAUGUUGGAGGACAAAAACAUCGCUCUAGACGUCCCCUGCGACGUCAACCCAUCCCUGGAGCUGUCGUUGCCGUUGAAGCUGUGCAGCGGUUGCGAGUCAAGCGGGGCAGGGGCGGAGGGCGGUGAUCUGGGUUCUGCUCCCGCCACUCAGCUGCACCGUGGCGAGAGUCGAGUACACGUGGCGGCCUAUUCGGAGGUCGACUUGGAGGCGAGCGAGGGACAGGUUGUGGAGGAGGUGGACGCGGGAGGCCUGGGCUCGCAAGGAGCUCCGCAAAAGAGGAGGGUGGAUCGUCCAGACGAGUUCGCCGGUUCUAUGAAGAAGUUAAAGAGCAAGAUCCCCAGGACUGCGGGGGAGAAACGCAAGGGGACCGAGGGGGAGCAGGGCCGGCAGGUUGCCAAACGACCGUCUUCGAGACAGAAGCAGCCUGAGUCUGGACCGUCUUCUCCACCGACAAUAAGGACUCCCAUCGACGUUGACGCCGGGUACUUCCUCGAGUACAAAGGCGGCAUUCGGACAAAGCGGGAGUUCGACAUUAGCCCUGCGCAGGUCGUCGACCUCGGGGACUGGGAGGACCUGUACAACCAGCGGUCCUUGGAUCACGUGCUCGUGGAAGGGAUCAAGGAAGCGAUGCGGUUGGCGUUCGAAAACAAAGCGCAGUCUUACGAUUUACCAACCCUGAAAUUGGCGCCGCUGGGGCUUGAUAAACCGACUCUGAGGACCAGGGAAAAACGUAUGAGACCGGAGGAUUGGAGGGAUGAGCUGGCGGGACAAUACUACUACUACGCGGUAUUGCUCGGACACGACGGCGCAAAGUGGAUCAUGCGGAAGAAGAAAGUCAAAAAUGUGAAGCCUGGGGUUGCAUACAUCCAUAAUGACAAGCUGGGAAGGAAGGAGGUCGUGUACAACGUCCCUGUGGAACCGCCGUCAAAGAAAGGCAAAAAGGAGAAAGCGGAGGGCGAGUGGUUCAUGCAAGUGUCAGAGCCGGACGCGCAUUGUUGGAAAACGAUGGAGUCGCUGACAGACAACGAGAAGUGCCGCGUCCUGAAGAAGGUGCUUGCUUGCGAGGUGGUUUGGGUACAGGCCGGCUCCCCAGCGUUGGCGAAGCUCGGAAAGUUGAGCGUCCAGGAGGUGGUGAAUUUGGUGAAGUGCGACCGAGUGCUGGUGCGUCUGUGGAACUACUACCAGUUCAAGCACGACAAAAGGCCGGACGCGGAUUGGAGCCAGAGGUUCCCGUUCCUGAAAUCAAGGGAGACGGCGAAGUUCGCUGGGAUCCGAACUUCUCCAGGCAAGGAGUAUGGAGGGUCCGGCGACAGGGAGACGACGAAGUUCGCCGGGAUCCGAACUUCUUCAGGCAAGGCGUGUGGAGGGCCCAACAACAGGGAGUCGGCGAAGUUCGUCGGGAUCCGAACAUCUUCAGGCAAGGGGGGCCAACCAGGGAUAUUGGUGCAGGCGGGAGGGGCUACGUGCGGCGGGCGGGAAGCGCAUUCAUCGGGAAUCAACACGGGUUCGGGCGAAGUGGCUGCAUUGCAUGCAGGGGAAGAAGGCAAGGUGAUGGACAAAGAGAAGGAAGUGGAGGAAGGAGACAAAGGGGAGGAAUUGGAGGAAGGAAGGGAUGAAGGGGAGGAAGAAGAGGAUGAAGGAGAGGAAGGGGAAGAAACGGAGUUGGCUGGGUUGCUAGGAGGGCAGGAGGGGGGAAAAGGUGAACUCGAUACAGGAGACGACGAACGGACUUUCGGCGACGACGAUGACAGAUCUGGGGAGUCUUCUGACGGAUUCGGGCAGCUGUACGGAGAACACCGCGAGGAAGACGAUGAUGAUGAUGACACGACACUGGGUAUGGAGACACAGGUGGUCACAAGCCUUUCGGCAGAACGUGAUGACUAUGACGUCCAAGCAAUGACGUCUGUCGUCGAUCUCCAACACCGGUUCAACGAAGCUCGUGUAGCAGUCAGCCUGACUAAACCGAGUGUGCGUAUUGACAUCGAAGAAGUUAUCGACGAUAUCCUAGGCGACCACCAAAUGUCCGCGCAGCCGUCCUCGACGCGUGGUGUCGACAACCCUCUAGACGUCUAACCUUCCGGCGGAUCUGUCGUCGAUUUCUUGCCGACGAGCUCUCCGAUGCUGCCGCCAACCAUCGCCAGCGGAGGAG
Molecule: messenger RNA, 2653 nt
Organism: Chara braunii
Lineage: Eukaryota; Viridiplantae; Streptophyta; Charophyceae; Charales; Characeae
Source: the annotation of a GenBank genome assembly